Laccaria bicolor S238N-H82 is the source of this 4926-nucleotide messenger RNA. RefSeq lists its product as uncharacterized. NCBI's taxonomy places the organism in Eukaryota, Fungi, Basidiomycota, Agaricomycetes, Agaricales, Hydnangiaceae. The transcript is spliced from 8 exons. The record is from RefSeq and is a predicted model, not a curated record. Gene Ontology annotation, biological process: protein phosphorylation. Bases 1 to 4926 code for a protein of 1641 amino acids. Gene Ontology annotation, molecular function: protein kinase activity; ATP binding.
AUGAGAUCCAAUACUCCGCCAAGGACGAACAAUCUGCCACCAUUGCAGCCAAUCUCUCCUUCUGAGCAGACCUCCGCACGCCAUCCGUCUCAUUUUGGAGACUCGUUGCCCCAGCCUUCGGUCCUGCUCUGGCGCAACUCAUCAUUGCAACCCGAAUCCCCGGGCUUCUCGUCGUCGCCUCCGGAAGGACCCGAUAGGAAAACGCAUUCGAUCAUUCCUCAAGAAAACAUUCCUAAGCCUGAAACUAGGAAACGACGCCGGAAAGCAGAAUCGUCGCACGCUGUUAGUAAGGUCAGACUUAUGGAUAAUCCUUCGGCCUCUAUGAAUAUCCCUACCAUCCCACUUGGAUCCCCAGAGAAGCGGGGGUCAGAUCCUCUCGAGCUCCUUGCCAAUCCUAUCCCUUCCCUGGUGAAAUGCACACGGCGUAAACCGAAGCAUUUGGCGGGUGGCUCGCAUCGCUCUCAAAAAACUACUGCCAAAGAAACUAGAGAGAAUAAAAGUUUUACUUUUUCAACUCAGAACCCGCCACGUCCACUAGACGAGCCCACCGCCUCUUCUAAACAACUUUCUAAAGAGUUUUCGAACUCUCCCUUUGCGUCCUUGCCGACGGAACAUAGGAAGCCCCCGAUUUCUCCUUCACCACCCGAUAACAUAUUUGUAAACUCAGCCGCUAUUCCGGUUGCGGAUGACAAAAUUCCUCAACAACCAUCCGUCCCCUAUUUCUUUACUUGGAGUCCCCCCUCCGAAGUGGAUGGGAAGGCAAAAAUCUCUGGAAGCAGUGGCUCACGACCUCCACGGUUUUGGGACAGGCAUUUGCAUGAGAAAUUCAUUCUCAAGAAAGUCCACGCGGCGCCAAAUCUAGCCACACUGCUGGGAGAGGUGGCAGAUACCGCACUGAAGGAAGCACAAGCGCGAUAUUCAACAGCAAUCUGUCCGAGUCAACUGACGAAAGAAAACUUGACGAAUUCAGAUAAGUAUACUAUUCGCUUGACAGAUGACGAACUCGGUGUGCAGAGAUUCUAUGGUUCGUCGAUUGCGCCUCUCAUUUUGUCAAUGGCGCACGCCCUUCUUGGUCACGAAACUCCUCUGAAAAAUUUCUUCAUAUGGAAAUCCAAGUGCAAGGGCCAGACAAAGGCUCAGGCGGACGGAUUCUUAACUGUCAAUAACCUUGCGAACCAAUCCUUCGCUCUUCCAAAUGAACUCGAAAAGUAUGUAAAGCUUCUUGAAGAAUGGAAUUUGAGCAAUCUGUCGUUGUGGGAAUUCAAGAGUCUGGCAGCUGGAUCCUCAGAUGUCAUGGAGGCUAUACAGCGACUUCCUACUCAAAAGGAUUUUCCCUGGACGGGUUGCACAACGAUCAGUCGUUGCGAGUCCGCCCUUCACAAAGGUGGAGAAGUCACAAUCAAUACAGGCCGCAGAACGGGUCCUGAUGCCUUAUCACCACUUGGAGUAGCUUCACCACCAGAGACUAGAAAGCGCUCCCAUGAUGUUAUGUCCGGUUCAGCAGACGUCGUCAACCAUCAUGUCGAUGAAGUUAAAGAUGGGGAUUCGGAUGACGAAUUGUGUUAUGAUGACUCUGCUGCCUCUUCCUUCGACGUUGACGACGGCACGCCUGAAAACAACAUAUCUGAAGAUGGGGGCAAAGAUGAGCUCGUUGAUGGGGAGAGCUGCUUUGCUACCGACGACCCAGUCAUUCUUGAAAGCAAAAAAGCUCAACGGUUGUCUGCAAAGGGUGCUCAAGCUCUCAAAAAGGCCAGCCAUAUUAUCCAGCAGGUUUGGGCUGAAGCAGUCCAAAAUGACGCCACCUUCAUGAUCGUAAAUGCAGGCCGGUAUGAAUUCAUUGCGUACCGCUGUCGAGAAAAGCAAGCCCUUUAUCUUUCGGACAUGAUUGAGGUUUGCAACUCUAGUCCUGCAUAUGGGAAGUUGCACACUGGCUUAUAUCUCGCCGCCUUCAAUGACGCACUUGACCGUGCUUCGCAACUCGACCACCUGAAGGCUUCAAGGCAACGGUUUGGCCCCCUUUAUCGUCGCAAAUAUUCCCAUGAUAAAGUGAACUACACCUAUGAAGAUCCAAACGAUAUCGCCUCCCAAAAACAGGAAGAGCUGGAGCUUGCCCAAAAAGGGUCAGAUUUACAUUUGAACAUCGGCGAAACAUUGAGACGGUGUCGCACAAUGAAAGUUUAUGCGAAGGAAGUUCCUAUUUUUGGCGCCAAGCAGUUCCAACAUUUUUAUCGCCACCACGAUGUGGCAUUGGGCGAAGAACUUGAGGCGGAACAUGACCCACCCAAGAAUUUGUGCUUGCACCUCAAAGAGUUGUUGGCUGGUGCCGUUUAUACCUGUGUGGUGUGUCUUGACGACAGAACCAGUGAUGACCGCUUUGUCAUAAAAUUGGUUCAAGAAGAGGGAUGCGAGGCCCUUCUCCAAGAAUACAAGACUUAUCUUGCCUUGAAAGCAGCAAAAUUUGAGGGUAUCGUUGAAGUGCACGGCGUAUUUCAGUGUGAUGCACAAGGGAUGCCAGUGAUGGGACUCGUGAUGUCGUAUGGCGGCUGUUCCAUGCUUCAAGGUAGCAGAGAGUGCAGAGCAAGGGUGCGACGGAAUGUGGUGUCCGAGAGGUUUGAGGCCAUUGUGAAGGAACUCCGGCGCCAUAAUCUAGUUCAUCGACGUUUGCGUUUAGAUCACUUGCUGCUCCACAAGUCCAAGGGACCCGACAACAAAGAAACCUUGUCCCUGUCUCUGGUAGGCUGGAAAUUGGCCAAAACGCGUCCGCCUCAGCCUGCCACUCUACCCGAAGCAGCUAAAAUCGGCGACACUGAUGAUCCCUGCCCUCGACUGGCCGUGCCUGGCGAAGCGGCGAGCACCGACGGAGACAGGGUCAUGGAGCGCUUGAACCACUCUUUCAAUACGAUGCCUGAAGCGACCGAGAUACAGAAGAUUAACUCUGUGUAUGAGCACAACCCCCCUGUUCUCCGACAAGCUGGAAACUGCAUUCAUCCACCGUCGGCGCUGACAUUUUACGACAAGCACCUACACCCGAGUUUGUUGUUGAGGCACGUCCGAAUUCUGCCCUCAAUCGUUGCUGAUUUGUCCGACAUCGCCACAGACCUUGUCGCGGAUAUUAUUGAGCAUAAUCUCCCGCUCCCAUUCAUGGGAAACAUCCCUACCUUUUUUGAACCACAUGGCGAUGUGAUGCAAGAUGCGUCUGAUGUUGGGAAUCAUUAUGUGAACUACAUCUCGGAACCGUGUUGUGCUCUCGGCUCAACCUUGGCUUUCCACCCAAAUUGCUCUCAGUGGGUUAGCAUAAUGAAUUGGGAUAACCGAGUGUUGUCCACGAACAGUUUUGCCACCGAUGGAUAUUCUCUACGCCUUUGUCGCGGAUACGUCAAGCCUCUCAAGUUGUACCUUCCACCGGUAUUACAGAAGUUACUUCAAGAGGACGCGAAGGACGAGCUUCGCCAAUUGCUUGCUGCUUUCCCUGACCUGAUCACGGGCCAGAUGCUUGCAGUGACAGAGGAAGCUAAGGAAUUGGUUAAGAGGUUAUGGAUUCCUUCCAUGUCCAAUUUUUUCUGGGUGACGCCUGGGACGACGGGCCAACUGAUUCUCUCUCCCUUGGAUUCAAAACUUUGUGGACCCGAUGCACAGUCCAUUCCUUCGGUUCACAAGAAAGCUACAUCGUCGCAUCGCAGCUAUUCCCCGAAACCACAUUGCUCCUCCCGCAUUCUUCCCCCACCCCGUAUCGGGACAAAGCGUGGACGUAGUUAUGACCCUCGCCCAGAUCCUUCGCAUUACAUACAGCAUGUACGGGCUUUCUCUAUAAUCUCUUACCCUUCACUAAUCCUCAAACAGGCUUGGGUACAAUCUGUUGUACAAGACACUACAUUCAUUUUAUUUCAUUGCGGCAAGUAUGAUAGAAUCGGCGUCCGUCAUCGUGCGACACAAACGCUCUACCUGUCAGAGGCUGUUGAUGUUAAUACAUGCCAAGACCCAGCGUAUGGCAAGCUUCAAGUUGGUCUUUAUGUAACUGCACUUCGAGAUGCUCGAGGUCGCUUGGCACGACUCAAGGCUUCCGCAGCGUCAGUCGCACCUAUCGUUCAAGGUAGAAAGCGGUCCCUUCCAGAUAACGACAACGAGACACAGAGACAAAAGAAACGGAACAAACGACGCCCCCACGAUCAAGAAGCUGCGGAAGUUGACAACAGUGACAAGUUAUUCAUGGAAGAAGUCGGUCACAGGGACCUUGCGUUGGUCCGCCUUGAAUAUAGCUUCUAUAGCUCUCCGGUUUCUGCUUCGUUCUUACGCUCGGACGCCUCUCUCGUCCCUGGUGAAAACCCGGCCCCUUUUAAAUCCCCGAAGCGAAAGGCAGGAUAUACUGCAGUUGAAUACAUAUCCGUCACUCUUGGAGAUCAGAUCGGGGAAGGUAUUAUUGGCGUUGUUCACCGUGGUACACUCUCACUACGAACUACUCACGCAACGCUUACCCGCCAAGUGGCGGCGAAGUUGGCCUUUUCCAAGGAGCAACAACGUAGUCUCCGACAUGAAUUCACCAUCUAUACUCGUUUGUGGCAGAGGAAUGUCAAGGGUAUCCUUCCUGUUUAUGGUCUAUUUCAAGACAUGGAGGACGGUCCUUUGAUGUUGCUCCUUGGUUAUGGCGGCAUUUCGCUCUUUUCCCGAGAGCAGGAAAGGAUGGGAAGCUAUUCUAAAUGUGUGACGUGUUCUGAUUCGGAAAGAGGAUUUGUCGAGGCGCUUAAGAGCAUCCACAACGCUGGAGUUGGACAGGGGGAUGUCCGACCCCAUAAUAUGCUAGUAAACGGAACAGACGUUUACUUCAUUGAUUUUCAUUAUGGUUUCGUAGGAAAUCACAAAGCUCAUGCCCGUGAGGAGAGGUUAUUGAAAGAUAUCCUCGAGGGCGAAGAGUGGGACUCCGAAGGAUAA